Molecule: messenger RNA, 1944 nt
Organism: Micropterus dolomieu (smallmouth bass)
Lineage: Eukaryota; Metazoa; Chordata; Actinopteri; Centrarchiformes; Centrarchidae
Gene: fosl1a
Product: FOS like 1, AP-1 transcription factor subunit a
Exons: 4
Coding region: 228-1268 (346 amino acids)
Biological process (GO): regulation of transcription by RNA polymerase II
Cellular component (GO): nucleus
Molecular function (GO): DNA-binding transcription factor activity, RNA polymerase II-specific; RNA polymerase II cis-regulatory region sequence-specific DNA binding
Source: RefSeq, a predicted model, not a curated record
UCGUUUUCAGAGGUUUUUGGGAGAUUUGAAAAAAAGCGUGGCGAUAUUUUCUUCCUUGUCCCCCCUUGAAGACGUACCCGUUUGGACUCUACCACUUUACCGCAAUAAGGUGGGCUUACCCAGAGUUUGAAUUGACUGACGAGACUCAUCCCGAAAGUUAAUUCGUGGGACGUGAAGCCUUUAUAGUCCCAGCUGGAACCACUCUUCUUUUCACUUAAACAUAAAGGAUGUAUGGAAACUUUGGGAGUCAAGGGAGAGGCAACCCGGGGUACACAGGCAGCGUCUCUGGGUCAGACUCUGUAUCCCUGGGAAGCACCAGCACAUCAACUACACAACAGGAGCAGAAGUUCACAGUGGCUGGCAGCAGUCAGUUCGUACCAAGCCUCAAUGCCAUCACAACCAACCAGGACCUCCAAUGGUUGGUCCAGCCCUCCCUCAUGCAUCCACCAGGCCCUUCACGAUCACCAGUCCCUCCUUACCCAACCCUCUCAGGGGCACGGCCGCUGGUUGCGCCACCUUCCCACUCCCAUUUUCUUAGACCAGGGGUCAUAAGAGCGGCUGCUAACACAACAGCUCCGACAAGGCGCAGGAAUGAUGAACAUUUAUCCCAAGAAGAAAUGGAGAGACGUAGAAUAAGAAGGGAGCGGAAUAAACUAGCAGCAGCAAAGUGUCGCAAUCGUCGUAGAGAGCUGACGGACACGCUGCAAAAUGAGACUGACCAGCUGGAGGAUGAAAAGUCCCGUUUACAGAAGGAAAUAGAAGAAUUACAAAGGGAGAAAGACAGGCUUGAGCUGGUCUUGGAGGCACAUCGUCCCAUUUGUAAAAUAGAGGACUCGGAUUCGGAUUCUGACCCAAGCCCAUCAAUUUCCUCUUUGGGAGGCAUCAAAAUGGAGCCUGAACACUCCAGGAGACCAGGUCCCGCAAUCGAACUGCCAGCAAAGAUUGAAAGGCCCAAACCAAAGAUAACUAUCCCCACCAAGUCUGUGACAUCGACUGCCUCUACUGUUGCCACUGAAUCAGAGUCGCUCCACACCCCGAUUCUCACAUCUACUCCCUCUCUCACGGCCUUCACCGCUGGUAUGGUUUUCACCUAUCCCUCUGCCCCGUUGGACACCAGCGCCUCCAUCACGUCCCAUGCUACAUCACAUCAGGGAUACGUCCCACAGUCUCAAGCCCGAGAGGCCUGUGGCAUAGCUCAUCGCCGCAGCAGCAGCAGUGGUGACCAAUCAGAUCAUUCCCUGCACUCCCCAACCAUCAUCACUCUCUGAUUGGUGGCCCUGUCAUUCUGGCUAAACACUAAUGUUCAGUUCAUUUCAAUGCAGUCAUAAUGUGCGUGAUGAAAAGGAUCUCUGGGAAACAUGGCAGAAAUGAAAAUGAUGAGUGUGAUAACCAUUUUUUAAAAUGAGCUCAGUGCAUCUGCUUCAUUUCAUCUAUUUAGAAAGUUGAUCGCAUACUUAGAUGACAUGCAAAUUAGUGGCAUUAUCGGGAUAUGAAUGUUACACUCUGUUAAGUUUUUAUAUAUAUAUAUAAAGUCUUUAUAUUUCUGAUGUUAAAAACUAUCAGGUAGAAUGAUUGCAUAGCAUGCACAAUGUAUUCUUUAAAGAAUUAUACAAACUUUCUAGAAAAAACUGUACCUAAUAAUAUAUUUAUAGUGAUAAUUUAGUAUAAUGUUGCACUUAGUGACUUGUUACAUUAUUACGUCAUGUAAUGUAACACUUUAUAAAUGUCCUCACCAAGGGAAGUAGAGAACUUACAACUAAAUGGUCCUUAUUUUUGUACGGCUCUUUUAAGAAUCCUAAUAUUGUCUAUGCAAAUGAUUGACCACUAAGGCUGGGCCGUAGGAGUUAAUACAGAUUAUAUAACCAUGUAUUUAUUUUUGAGAGUGUAAUAUAUUUUUGGUAAUGUUUUCUCUGAUAAAUGAACUGUUUUGGUGGGCAGUGCCUU